Staurois parvus is the source of this 359-nucleotide messenger RNA. Lineage: Eukaryota; Metazoa; Chordata; Amphibia; Anura; Ranidae. The record is from the annotation of a GenBank genome assembly.
AGCUCCGCCUCCUCGCCGGUGAUUGGCCGCCUGUGUGCCUUUCCUGAGCUACAGUUCUGGCGGCCAAUCACCAGUGAGAAGGCAGAGCCGAGCAGCCGCGCGAACAUCCAGUGGACGAACCGAAUGAAGGAGCAGCCGCGCUUCCUGGACCGGAUCGUCGUGGGACCGGAGCCAGUGAGAGGAAUAGUGCCCCAUAAUUGGUAUUACUGGGAGGAAUAGUGCCCCAUCAUUGGUGUCAGUGGGAUGAAUAGUGCCCCAUCAUUGGUAUUACUGGGAGGAAUAGUACCCCAUCAUUGGUAUUACUGGGAGGAAUAGUGCCCCAUCAUUGGUAUUACUGGGAGGAAUAGUGCCCCAUCAUU